This is a messenger RNA of Cyprinus carpio (common carp), 836 nucleotides long. RefSeq lists its product as uncharacterized. The record is from RefSeq and is a predicted model, not a curated record. Gene Ontology annotation, cellular component: neuron projection. Gene Ontology annotation, molecular function: neuropeptide hormone activity; neuromedin B receptor binding. Gene Ontology annotation, biological process: positive regulation of hormone secretion; neuropeptide signaling pathway. Lineage: Eukaryota; Metazoa; Chordata; Actinopteri; Cypriniformes; Cyprinidae.
ACUAAAACUAUGACCUCAGAGCCGUUUGGUAGCCUAUCCCACCCACCGUGCCCCUAUAAAUACCGCCUGCAGAAGAACGAAGAGCGCUUGCGAUCAUUGAAUCUGAACGGAGGAAUCCAGUUACUUGAGAAGAUGGCUGAGAGUUCUGAAGAUGGACAUUGCAAAUAUAGACUGUUUGCUUUCAUUAUGAUUUUUAACAUAUCGUUAAGCACCGCAGUCAGUCUCGAUUUAACGGAGCUGCAAAAUAAAGUUUCCAAAAUAAAAGUGCAUCCACGUGGGAAUCUCUGGGCGACAGGUCAUUUCAUGGGCAAGAAGAGUAUUUCAAGCAGCCAGUUCCAGGACUCUCCAUUCUCCUCAAAGCCUCCCAGGAAUACUGUGGGAGAAUCAGGGAGUUCAGAGGAUUUGAGGGAGCUGAUCACUCAGGAGGUGCUGAAAGUUGCUCUUCAGGCUCAGCUUGAAGAUCCAAAGAGGACACCAGAUGUUUAUAAUCAGGAUACGGACUUCAUGGUAAAGCUUUUGAAAAACUACAUUGAAAAAAGUAACAUAGUGACAAUGCUGAUGAUAUAAUUGUAAUAAAAUGUUAUUUUGACAAACUUACAGUUGUGUACACAAUCUGUAUGCGUUUGGUAUAUAUGCUUGAUUAUUAUUAAUAUUAAGAUGUAUUUUCACAGCAGUUAAAUGUUGAAAUGGCAACAAAAUAUGAAUUUUUCAUUCAACUGCUGUAACUAUGGCUGGAUAUCUGAAAGAAUAUAAUGAAUGCGUGGAUGGAUUAAUGAAUGAAUGAAUGUGUUAUAGGUAUGUUAUUUAAAAAUCUGUAUAUUAAAAAACAAAUGAAA